Molecule: messenger RNA, 7926 nt
Organism: Cataglyphis hispanica
Lineage: Eukaryota; Metazoa; Arthropoda; Insecta; Hymenoptera; Formicidae
Product: E3 ubiquitin-protein ligase KCMF1-like
Exons: 8
Coding region: 210-1775 (521 amino acids)
Biological process (GO): synaptic signaling
Cellular component (GO): plasma membrane
Molecular function (GO): zinc ion binding
Source: RefSeq, a predicted model, not a curated record
GUCACAUUCGUCAGCCUAGUUGGGUUAGGUUUUACGCUGGAUAUUCUAACGAGAAAUUUUUUGUUUGACGAUUGAUGUUUUCUCCGUGUCCGCCGUAGUUGAACGACGCCGAGUGUACGCUCAGUGACGAUCAGAGCAGUCGCGUUUCGCAGAGCAAACGAUCGCGAGGGGCUCGCGGAGUUUGGCGUAUAUGAGAUUUUAAACGGAAAAUGAGUCGACAUGAAGGGGUAAGCUGUGAUUCCUGUUUGAAGGGAAAUUUUCGGGGUCGUAGGUACAAGUGCCUAGUAUGCUACGAUUAUGAUCUAUGUGCCAGCUGUUAUGAGGGAGGUGCUAGUACCACACGUCACCUCACAGAUCAUCCUAUGCAGUGUAUACUUACUAGAGCUGAUUACGAAUUAUACUAUGGUGGCGAAGGAGUGAGUGUGGAGCAGCCUCAAUCUUUAACUUGUCCUUAUUGUGCGAAAAUGGGUUUAACUGAAGCUACAUUGCAAGAGCAUGUUGCUGCUGAACAUCCUGAUACUUCGUUUGAAGUUGUUUGUCCAGUAUGUGCAGCAGUGCCAGGUGGAGAUCCUAAUCAUGUAACUGAUGAUUUUGCUGGCCAUCUGACACUAGAGCAUCGUAGCGGACCAAGGGACCUGAUCUCCUUCUUGGAUGAACCAUCUGCAAGCAGGCAUGGAGUUAGACGGAUACCUCAUCCAUCUAGAGCAGUUGGCGCGCCGCGUGCUCGUCGGUCCAACAUGCAUUUCAGUUCAUCUGGAGGAUUGAGCCCGAGUAAUCGGGAAGGUAUAGAUCCAAUUGCCGAAUUGCUGUCCCAAUUAUCGGGAGUACGUAGAAGCGGAGCUGGAAGUGGGCAAAGUUCCUCGGCACCUUCGCAACUACAGCAAUUACAAAUGCAAUUGCAAUUAGAACGACAACAAGUCCGGGCUGCUAGACAACAACUCGAGCGAUUACCUAGGAGACAGACACAAGUAAUCGGUUCUGUGAGUGGUGGCAGUGGAAGUGCUAGUGGUGGUAGUGGUGGUCAUUCUACUGCUAUGGGAGCAUCAAAUAAUGCCAAUAGUAACAAUAAUGCGACCAAUGUGGCCAAUCCACCUGGUAUACCUUCUAUUAACUCACAGAAUGUUAUGUUUCUAUUACCCAGAUGCAUUACGACUACAUUGUCUGAUUCACAAUUGCAAAGUAUUGAACGCGAGAGUGCAAAUAGAAGUCUUUUUGCACGUGAACUUAUUGUUGCAACGCUUUCUCAAACAUUGUCAGAAUUGAUGCAACAGCAAUGUACCGUGCAAACGCCGGCGUCAAAUGCGACUACUGCCACGACCAGCCCUGAAACACCAAAUGCCAAUACUUCCAUCAUCCCUACAAAGAAAUUGAGUUUAGCUCAAGAAACAAAAAGGGAACAAGCUACAAAUAAACACAUGAUGACAUCUAUGCAACAAAAGGAAUCACAUAUUCUGCAGGCUGCUGCUGCUGCUACAACAACUGGUAGCAUGGGCUCAGGUCUACAAAAUCAGGGCUUAUCUGCGAAUCCUAAUAGCAUUGCAACGCAAAAUCCACCUAUAGUUCAAACAUUAAUGCACAGUGUGUGUCCUCAGUCAUUGGUACUGCAGCAACCACUGCUGCCACCGAUUAGGAAUACUGGUACUGGAACUAUGAGGGAACCGAUAGCAGCUCCGGCGCCCGCUUAUGUCAGAGGCGGAGUAGGUUCUUCGCGUAGGAAGCCGGUUAGGGCUGUAGAUGGAAGAAACCAAUCUACAGAGCCACCACCCCCACACUAACCCCUCCUUAGCCCGUGUACCCACCCAUCCUGAUUCCUCACACAGGACCCUCUAGCACUAGUCCUAGCACUGUUUAGAACACCUCAUCAUUAUUGUUAUUAUUAUAAUAUAUAUUAAUAAUUAUUCGAAACGCCCUCUCCUCCUUUUUUUCUCCUUCCUCUUCUUCCUCUUCUUCUUCUUCCUCUUCUUCUUCUUCCUCUUCUUCUUCUUCCUCAUCUUCUUGUGCCCUGCUACUAUUACUAUUUUCCCGAACUUUAAUCUCGCCAUCUAUACUGUUAUGUGACAUGAAAUAAGGGCAAAAGUUGAUUUACGCUGGUCCUUGUGGCAUAUCUGUGGAAUAAUAAUGUACAUAACUCACUUCUUGCAGUCAUUCUCGGAAUAUAUAAAAUUCGUUCGUGAAUACUAUUCUUUGAACGAAUCUUGCCACGUUCUUUCACACUGAAGUUCUACUAUGGCGUUAUCUCUUAUUCUCGCUGAGAACAGGUGUUGACGAAUAAAUGUGCUGUAAAAAGAAAGAUCUUAUGAAGACAGCGACAUUAGCGUUCACUAUUCAGUUCAUCAAAGUAUAGAAGGAUAGGGAUGUAUACACGAGAAUAUACUGUAUUGUGAUCCAGCAAAUCUAGACGAAUAUGUACAGGAAUGAAAUUUUUCAAAAUUACAUUGUGUACUAAUUAUAUAUGUUUGUUGUUACAAUAUAAGUAAAAUGAUAAAAACUUUGUUAAUUUAUAUAUGCAGCAUAAAUUCUAUCGAACAAUCGACUGCUAAUGUGCUAUGUACUUUAAAACACGGUAUGCGUUCUCUUUUUCAAAGAAAAAUACACGAACGCCUGGGUUGGUCCGUAUUACAUUAACGCUUUUAAAUUGUUAAAAACUAAUCUUCAGAUAACUUCUCCGGCGCACUAAUAGUGAAAGAUAAUAUAGACAAAACUAUUGUAGAGAUAAAUAAAUGAACUGUCACGAAUAACAGUGCAGAACAAUGUUACUGCAUAUUUUUCAGAUGACUACAUAGAUUUAAACCUCGUUAUAAUAGAGAAAAACUCCUCUGUAUGCUUUACAAUCAAUAAAUCAUUGGUAUAAUAUAUAAAAAAAUAUUAUUUUAUAAUCUACAAUUAUUAUUUGUAGCUAAUUAAACUUCCAUAAUUUUUCAAUUUGUUUUAAAUAAAAUUUACUCGUUGCAACACUAUAUGUCAAAUAAAUUUACGAAAAAAAAUAGGAAAAGAUACUGACAAAAUUUUAUAUACUAGACUAUCUUAGGUAAAUAGAUGUUUAAUAAAAUUAAAUUUGAUUUAGUAAAUUGGCACUAGCGCGCGGACCAUCCCUUGGCAAUUAUACAAGGCAUAAGAAGAUGAUGUCAUAAAGUGGAGAGAGAUUACAUUUAACUGUCAUAAAUUAUUAUCAUACGACAACUUUAUAAAUUAAUCUCUCAGAAUGGUUUAGCCUUUUGCGCUUAUUAAAUGGUAUUAAAUGUUUUAUUAAUAUUUAAUUAAAUACUUUGUCAGAGAUCAUUAUUUUUUAGAUUAUUGUGAAUUACAUAAUUGUAGAUCGUAAUUCAAUAUAGUUGUGGAAUAAACUUUUUUUUUUGAAAUUAAUCACAUCAUUUUAAGGCAUUAAAAAAAAAAAUAACUGUAAUAAUAUUUUUAAAAAAUUCUGUUUUUUCUUAAAACUAUACUUGGAAUAUAUAUCUAAUAUAUGUUUUAAGAAGCAUAACGUAAACUGUUUUAUUAUGAAUCAAUCACGGCAAUAAAAAUCUUUAAAUUUUUCUUUAAAUUUUUUUUGAAAGCGAGAUUUCGCGAAUAUAUUAAUAUUUUUAAUAACAAAUUAUUUGUUUCUUUUAUUUUUUUUCUGCACACACAAAGAAACAUUGGUAACAUUGUGUCAAAGUAUGCAUGUGAUGCAUUUGUAAAAUUUCUACUCAGAGAGUAGAAGAUUUCGAAAAUAUUUGUAUACAUAAGCAUUUUUUGUCUUUCUCAAAUUUUUAUUGUUUUUUCAUCUCUUUCUGCCUUUUUUCUUGCAUGCUCAUUGUCGCAUACAUAAUUUUCUGUCCUGUCAUUAAUUUCGUUAAUUCAAAUUAUCUUUUGCCUACUAUCCCGUGUGAGCGUGUAUCAGCAAGAUGUGGUGGUUCUGCGAAACGUGUAACAUUUUAUAAAAAAAAUAUGCAAAAAUUAAAUAUACACGCAAUGUGUAGAGAUCCGUUGAAAUAUUAUUUAGUGUGUGAAUCUAUAUUAUAGUAUGAAAUUCAGAGCUUGGUCAUUUUAUUUUCUAUGCGCGAGAUAUCGAGGAACUUUGAAAUUAAAAAUUAAAGAAAUUAGGAGGACAAAUUGUGUAUGCAAGGAAUGUGUUUAACUUUUAAUUGCCAUUUUUUGAUAUAUUUUAAUCUUCCUGGAUGUUUUGCUUAUCUCUUUAAUCUAUAUUCGACGUGUAUACACUUUAACGAGUAUUUUUUCGAAUAGCUAUUCACAAUCUUGUACUUUGUGCUGUGUAAUUAAUUGCAGUUUAUGAAGAAAUAGAUUCGAAACAAAUUAAACGGGAUACACUGAAUUGCCUUAAUGCAGGAUUCCUCAGAAAUUAAUGAAAGGGAUCGAUUACUCUCUUUGAAAGAUGGAUGUGUCUGCAUUGUGAAUAUCUUGCGCAUGAUGCUCCAAUGAAGCUCCAAGAAUUAAUACUGUACUGAGCUGAUCUUAAUAAACAUAUGCAUACGUAAAAUUAUCAAAUAACGGAUAUUGAGAGCGAAUUUAUUGUAUUAUUAUAUAUUCUGACCGAAUCAAUUAUUUAUUCAAAUAGAAUAUAUUAUGAUGAUUCUUGCCCAAAUUACGGAGGUCUAUAAUUCAGAAACAAAGUUUCUUGAUUCUAAAUCGAUAUAAAUCAUUUAAUUGAUUAGAAAUUGCGUUUUUUUUUUGUUUAAUUAAGUUUAAAAACAAAACAUUGCAUACUUUAUUUUUAUUUGAGAAAUUGUGUUUCCCUUAUUUCUACAUCACUAAUCGAACUGUCAGAUGUCAAAUUUUCUGUUUUCAUUUGAAUGUUUUUGUUAUUAUUAUUUACAACAUUAUAUAUACAUAUAUAUAUUUAUUACAUGAAAUAAUGUUGGAAAAUUUUUAGGAAGUUUCACAAAAGCUAUUUCAGCAUCUUUUCCCAGUCUACAUAAUGAUUGAUCAAGAUUCGUAGAUUUUAGCAAGAAAGACUUCAGAAUUCAUGCAAAUAAGCAUUUUGAAAAAUUUAUCAAUGAAUAUACGUACAAAAUUGAGCGUACUAACAUUAUUACAAUCCCUAAAAAAAAUUCUUACGAUAUUUUUUUCCUCAUUUUUCUUUUUGUUACAUAAAGUUAUCCUCUUCCUUUAUAAAUAUUUGAUUUAUAAUCAUUAUAUUUUUAUGUACCAUUAAUGUUUAUCACAUAACUGAAUUAUAACGUUACAGUAAAAAAAAUUUGAUUAAUUUGGCAAUUAUUCAUAAUUACCGAUAAUUAUUCAUAAUAACUAAUUAAUCAUAUUUACAGUAACAUAUAUACAUAUACAAAAGACAGAUGCACGUGAUAGCAUAUUAUUUCCUCAAUAUACGUCAUGCAAUAUUAUGUUUGCGCACGUGCCGAAGUAAAUUUGAAAUAAUGAUACAAUAUUGUAUAACUUUCAUUAACUAUACACAUAUACAAUAUUGUAUAUGUGUAUAGUUAAUAAAAGAUAUGUGAUAGAAUUCGAGAAAAAAGCAAAAGAAAAUAGAGAGCUUAAAGGGCAAACAUUAAAAACUGAAUCCUGUCAAAUCUCUGAUUUAUUAAUGAUUAUAUUACAAUCUUAUUAAUACAUAUUUUAUUUUAAUUAUAUUAGUCAAUUAUUUUUUUAGUUAUAUUAAUUAUUAAUGUAAUAAUCUUAAGACUUGUGUAUAUCUAAAUUUGCAACCCAAAUGAAGAUGCCUGAUUAUAGUAUACAAUAGACAAUUAUCAAUCGUUUUAAAACGAAGGGAAUGCCAUUGUAAUAUAUUGCGUUAUCAAUGUGUAUGAAUGGAGAUUAAGCGAGGUCACGCUAUCAUUCGCAACAAUUAUAUAUUAUAUAUAAAUAUAAAUAUGAGAAUGAUUCUGAUAUAAUACAUGCAUAUGUUUUUUUGUUGAAAUGCUUUAUUUAACAUAUUUAUGUUACGAUAGCGCAAUAUGUUUUCAUUACAUACAACAUGAAAUGAGAAAUUCUCCGCGGUUAUUUUUCUUAUAUUUGUUGCUCUUAAGGCGAGAUUAAUUUAAAAAUCUCGUCGUUAUAAUAAAUGUAAUUUUAUUAAUUAGUAAAGAAUAUAUAACGUGUCUGUACGAAAUGUCGAAUAGGGAUAAUGAACAUAGAGAAUUUGAAGAUAAUACACGUAUAUAAUACUUCAAUCUGUCAUUGUAAACCGUAACGUAUCGAUUCGUUAUAAUGCAAAUCGGUAUCAUUCUUGUUUAAAUAAAGAAACAAAAAAAAAAAGGUUUUGCAAGAAGAGUAUUAAGAGUAUUAAGUUUUUUUGUGUUAAUUAUGCUAAAAAUCAGAAUUUGUCGUAAUUAUACCGGUUUCGAUUUAAUUAGAAGCGAGCGAUAUACUUGAUAAAGGAAAAGAAUUAUAAAAGUUAGAGAAAAGCUGCAUGUAGUAGAUGUGUAAAGAUAGAAAAAAAUGUGCUGAUUAUAGUUACCUUGUGUGCGAUCCAAUUCCUCUGCAAGAAAAAUUUUAGACGCAGUUUGCCAUUGUAUUACUUCUUGGAAGAAUCAUGCGCUAUGUAAGACAGAAAGAAAUGAUAGAAGAAAAUAACAAAGUUCUUUUGACUGGAAGAAAUUCUAUUUUUUCUAUUUUUUAAAACAGGAAAGAAACAUAAAAAUGAAUAGGAAAAAACGUUUGUUUCUCAUCUUAAUGCGAUGUCUCAUAUAAAUAUCUAUCAAAUUGUAGAAAUCUAUUAUAUUAUAAUUGUAGAAAAAUAUUAUCUUUUAUAUUGGCAAUCAAGUUGAUGUUUUUUAUUAGAUAGAUACUUUGAUUGAAAACUUCUAUUAAGAAAUUAUUUGAAAUAUCAAUUAUACAUAAAUAAUAACUUCGGUAAAUAUAUACAAUUUUACUUUCACAUUUUGACAGAUAUCUUCUUGUAUAUGCGUAAUCAAAUUGAGAAGAGAAAGAAUAGGAGACUUAUAUUAUUUAUUUGGUGAUCUAAUUUCAUAAUACAAUUUCAUACUAAUUGAUAGAUGAUUAUGUCCCGAUUUAUAUCACGAAAGAGAGAUGUUCGACAUAAUUGUUUUUAUUGCUAUGGUCACGUUAAACCCAUCCGUUUUAAAGGAUAAAUAGCCAAAAAUUAAAAUAAGAAAUUUAUUAAAUUUUAUGCGAAAGCUUAAAAAUAAUUAUGGAAAAUAUACGUGUUCCUUCCAUUUGUAGAGGAUUAUUUAGACGAUCUAGAUGCAUAAUAUAAGAUACUUAUGCAAUUGGUGUUAAGAGUUUGCUUUUUGCGAUUGUUACGCUCACAUCGGAUCACUUUAACGCGGUCUAGUUUGUCAAUGUAAUUAAAAAAUUCUUGAUUAGUGACAUUACUUUUUUAGAUGGAAAUUUUCUUUAUUCCAGUGUAACUUAAUUUUUAUAAAGAUAUCAAUUAAUUUAUUGAAGAGAGAAUUUAAUUAUUUGAUCAACAAGCGAUAAAAACAAAUUUUAAGCGGUUAAGUUAAUAAAUCACCGAUUAAGUAUUGAAUAUUUUUAAUAUCGAAUAUAUGAGAUUUUUUUUUGCAUACAACUACAGGAAUAGAUUUCAGAGUUCUGAAUGAUAUGUCUUGUUAAAAAUUUUUCUCUAUGCUGGAGUACAUAAUUACACGAAUUACCAUGGGGAAGUUCAUGGAUUUUUACUUGACUUUUAAGAUGAUGAUGCUAUACGAAUAUGUAUGAAUACAUGAUUGUAAUGAACGAAAGUGAGAGCAAAUGAAUAAAUAAGAUGGAGAAAAAAGAGAGAAGAUGAAAGAUGAGAGGAUGCAUUGAUAAUCGAAAUCUUGUGCGUGAUAGAUACGCGGUUAAAACGGAAAGUGUUGAUUAAUAUUAUUGCUAAUCACUAAUAGCGAAGAAGAGAGAGAAUUCAAGUAAGAUCUUAUAUAUAAUAAUUAUUGAAAUGUGUAAAUUGUGUUUGGUUGUAUUUUGUGUUAUAUGCCUCUGAUGCUGAAUAUAAUGGAAAUUCAAUUAAGA